This is a messenger RNA of Fukomys damarensis (Damara mole-rat), 2785 nucleotides long. RefSeq names its product calpain 11 (gene Capn11). Gene Ontology annotation, cellular component: cytoplasm. NCBI's taxonomy places the organism in Eukaryota, Metazoa, Chordata, Mammalia, Rodentia, Bathyergidae. Bases 210 to 2471 code for a protein of 753 amino acids. Gene Ontology annotation, biological process: proteolysis. The transcript has 21 exons. Gene Ontology annotation, molecular function: calcium ion binding; calcium-dependent cysteine-type endopeptidase activity. The record is from RefSeq and is a predicted model, not a curated record.
CCAUCAGACUGAGUGCCCUGCGGGUGGAGCCCGGGACUCAUGCAUUAGCCCAACUGCCCCAGAAUGCAAGAGCCGGCCUGCAGGGGCAGGAGCAGCACCUCCUCCUGCUGAGGGGCUGGCUGCUAGGGAGAGGAGAGGGUUUGGUGAGGGAGCCCCAAACAGCCAUCAGAGCAGUGAACCUCUGGGUACAGGAGGCCCCUGUUACAGGCAUGGCAGCUUCCAUAAACCAGAGCCGGCUCAAGGCCAAGGGCAUGGGCUUGCAUCACAACGCCUGCAGCUUUGGGGGCCAGAACUUCCAGGAGCUGUGGGAGGCCUGCCUGAAGGCGGGGGAGCUGUUUGAGGACCCCCUGUUCCCUGCGGAGCCUUGCUCUCUCGGCUUCAAGGACCUUGGCCCUGACUACCAAUAUGCGCAGGAAAUCUGCUGGCUGCGGCCCAAGGAGAUCGCAAGCAACCCCCAGUUCAUUGUGGAUGGGCUCAGCCCCACGGACAUCCGCCAGGGGAGCGUGGGCGACUGCUGGCUGCUCGCUGCCAUGGGCUCCCUGACCACGUGCCCCAGGCUGCUGUCCCGCGUCGUGCCCGGAGGCCAGAGCUUCGAGAGGAACUAUGCUGGCAUCUUCCAUUUCCAGAUCUGGCAAUUCGGGCGGUGGCUGGAUGUGGUGGUGGAUGACCGUCUGCCCACCAGGGCCGACCGGCUGCUCUUUGUGCACUCGCAGCAGCGCGAAGAGUUCUGGAGCGCCCUGCUGGAGAAGGCCUAUGCCAAGCUGAGUGGAUCCUAUGAGGCACUGGCUAGGGGCAGCACCUCAGAAGGCCUGGAGGACUUCACCGGAGGCAUGGUGCUGACCUUCCAGCUCCAGCACCCCCCACCCACCCUGCCAAGGUUGCUGCGUAGGGCCCUGCAGCACUGCUCUCUCAUGGGCUGCUCCAUUGAGGUCACCAGCGAUGGUGAGCCAGAGUCGGUGAUGCCCAGCUUGCUGGUCAGAGGCCACGCAUACUCGGUGACCGGCCUGGUGGAUGUCCCCUACAGGGGCAGGAUGGAACUGCUGCUGAGGCUGCUGAACCCCUGGGGCCGGAUCGAAUGGAACGGAGCCUGGAGCGACAACUCUGCAGAAUGGGACGAAGUGGACCCCAAGGUCCAGACACAGCUGCUGCGCAAAAAAGAGGAUGGCGAGUUCUGGAUGUCCUACCAAGACUUCCUGUGCCACUUCUCCCUCCUGGAGGUCUGCAACCUCACACCUGACGCCCUGGCCGGGCACCCUGCGAGGCGCUGGCACAUCACUUUCUACGAGGGCAGCUGGCGGAGGGGCAGCACCGCAGGGGGCUGCAGGAACAACCUCGACACAUUCUGGACCAACCCCCAGUUCAGGGUCUCGCUCUUGGUGGGCGAUGACCCUGAGGACGACCUAGAGGACGACACGGUGGUCUGCACCUGCGUGGUGGCUCUGAUGCAAAAGAACUGGAGGCUCGGCCAGCCACAGGGGGCCACGCUGCUGACCAUCGGCUUCGUCCUCUUCCCGGUCCCCAAGGAGGUACAGGAGACCAGGACCCAGGGCUCCCUCCUAGGCCUAGUUCAUCCCAACUGCUUUCAGAGUCUUCAGCAUGGCCAUCUGAGGAAAGACUUCUUCGAGAGGUACCCGGACCUGGGCUUUUCUGAGAUCUUCACCAACGCACGGGAAGUGCACAGUGAGCUGCGGCUGCCCCCUGGCGAGUACAUCAUCGUCCCCUCCACCUUCCAGCCACACCAGGACGCUGACUUCCUGCUGCGGGUCUUCACCGAGAAGCACAGCGAGUCCUGGGAACUGGAUGAAGUCAACUACGCAGAGCAUCUCCAGGAGGAGACGGUCUCCGAGCAGGACCUGGACCAGAACCUCCUCAGUCUAUUUAAUGUGGUGGCUGGUGAGGACAAGGAAAUAAGCGUGCACAGACUGCAAACUCUGCUCAGCAGGUUAGCCGUUAGAUGUGAGUCUCUGCCCGGCCCCGCAGCCCGGCCCCCGACCUUUGGCCCCAUAUUGCGGCACACCCUCUCAUUCCCAGUCUUCUUCCCACCACGCCCCUCCCUCACAGUGAGUAACUUCAAGACCCGGGGCUUUGGCCUGGACACCUGUCGUCGUAUGAUCAGCCUCAUGGACAAAGAUGGCUCAGGCAAGCUGGGGCUUCGGGAGUUCCAGAUCCUGUGGAAAAAGAUCAAGAAAUGGGUGGACAUCUUCCGAGAGUGCGACCAGGACUGUUCGGGUACCCUGAACUCCUACGAGCUGCGCCUGGCUGUGGAGAGAGCAGGCAUUAAGUUGAACAACAAGGUUGCAGAGGUACUGGUCGCUCGGUACGCAGAUGAAAACUUAACCCUGGACCUGGACAGCUUCCUGUGCUGUUUCCUGAGGCUGAAGGCUAUGUUCGCGUUUUUUCUGACCAUGGACCCCAAGAACACUGGCUAUAUUCACCUGAACCUGGAGCAGUGGCUGCAGACAACUAUGUGAGGGGACCCGGCUCCCCCUACCCACAGGGUCCUGGGCCAGCAGGGCCAGGUGCUCUGUGCCACCCCCGUGCGAGGUCCCUGCAGAUGGCAUGGGCCCCACAAGCCAAAGUUACUCCAUGCCUGCCCUCCUGGCUCUAAGCCCCCUCUCCCCGUCCCUGCCAGGCUUCUAGUGCCUGGGUCGGCCCCACUGACUCGAGCUCUGAGUUUGUUUUACUAAAAAUGAAGUGAUAUUUCCCCGGCAUCCCCUGUCCACACACCCACCUGUGGCUGCCCCCCCCUCGCCUGGGGAUGGUAUUGUAAUAAAUGGCACCUGCC